This is a messenger RNA of Caenorhabditis elegans, 703 nucleotides long. RefSeq names its product C-type lectin domain-containing protein (gene clec-92). Bases 4 to 663 code for a protein of 219 amino acids. Lineage: Eukaryota; Metazoa; Nematoda; Chromadorea; Rhabditida; Rhabditidae. The record is from RefSeq and is marked reviewed. The transcript is spliced from 4 exons.
GAAAUGGAGCUUCAAAUUUUUCUGAUUUUCACCCUCAUUGGGCUUGUUAUAGCCUAUACUGAUUACUACGGUGGCGGUAAGGGUAGGCCGCCUCCGGCUCGGCCACCACCUCCACCACCGCCACGUGGUGUCAAGUGUCCGGCGGGUUGGACGUUAUGGAAGAGGUCACAGGGAAAUUGGUGUAUUAGGGUAUUCCACGGACAGUACACAAACCCCCAAGCCGAGGCACAAUGCCAUGCCAAGGGCGCCACCCUCACCGGGCUGCAAACUGCCGCCGAAAGAAAUUCACUGGCCAAACUUGGAUACAAUCUGAUCCAUCAACACAAAUAUGGGGAUGCGGCAAUUUGGCUCGGUGCCAGAAGAAAAGGCUCGUGCCCGAGAGCCGGAAUCUGCAGCCCGCGGGAUACGUUCUUCUGGACUGAUAAGCACACUAGGGGUACUGCUGGAUUUGUAUUCUCACCUGGACAGCCUGAUGGAAUCACCGAUGGAUAUAAUGGACCAUGGGGAGUUCAAUCCUGUGUGCAUCAAUUCGUGUUCCCAAGUGGCUCAACUCAUCCGAGAUGGCCAGGAAUUCCACACGGAGCACUAGAUGAUCAGUAUUGUCAGGAAGGAAAGAAGAAUCCAUUUACAAAGUUUUAUGCUUGUGGACGGAAAGCUACGUAGAUCAUUUUGAGAUAAUGAAAUAAAAUAUUUAUGUGUUGAA